UCCUGCCUCCCAAUUGCUGGUAUCCCUGUAUAGGUCUUCUAAGUGACUUUUUUUCUGAGCCUGUUGUAAAACCUGUUUUUUUUGUUUGUUUUUUUUUGUUUUUUUAGAGGUGGGGCUUAUAUUCUUACAUAUUUAAAGCGAAACGUGUGAGUUUCUGUACUUUACCUUUCAUCAAAUUAACAUUUUCCAGAGAGGUUUUGUAAAAGUCAUUUUUUUAGUCCUGGUGUUUUGUUUUGUUUUGUUUUGUUUUGUUUUGUUUUGUUUUAAUUUCAAAGGUCCAGUUCAGUUAUAGAUUGCUUUAUUGUAAGGUGAUUUUUAGUAAUAUUUUUUAUCAUCAGUGUCUAUGGCUAUCAGUGUAAACUGGUUAUGAUUCAAAUUAAUGAUUCACAGGUUUUUUUUAUUUCAUUUCAACUUCCUAUCACCUCCACUGAUUUAUGAUUGUAUUCUCCUAUUGCUCGCUUUAUUUCUAAUGUUCAUAUUUGACACUGUUGAUUGAAUAGCAUACUUGCUCUAGCUCUGUUUCUUAUCCACAGUACAUAUGUACACACACUCACACAUGUACACUUGCACACGUCUAAGCUUUUCUCUGAGCAUGAAAGAAUUCUGUUUUUAUUUUUUGUGGCUGGUAAUAUUUUUCAAUCAUGUUGAUUAUUUCACCUUUGUCUCAUUUAUUUAUCCCAUCAAAACAAGAUAUAGUGACUAUCUUUUAAAUACUAGACUGUCUUGGGAGAGGAAAUGUAGAACACACAUUUUUUUGUUAAGUUCUAGACAUCUUUUCUGUUUCUACAGUGAAGAAAUACUGAUAUUAUUUCCUUUUAUUCCUUUACCUGUAAUUUAAUGUCUGUGUGUGUAUUGUUAAUUUUUUUUUAGUGUAGUAAAUUCCCUUAGGGAAAUAACUUCAUGUUGAUCCAGUGCUUCUCAAAAAGUUGUUUUCAAAUCUGCUAAAAAUGCUCACAUUUUUCAGAUUUAUUCAUAUGGAAUAGUUUGUGAAUGUAAGAAACAGAGUGGGAAUUUAGACUUUAUCAGAUUCCUUCUUUAUUUCAUUUGUAAACUCAUUUUUGUAUUAACUAUAAGUAUACUCAAUUCUUAUAUUCAGAACCAACUUGUUAUUGAAGCCCUGAUAGUUACCUACUAACAUAAGUGUUAUGUGAAGCAAUGUCUAGGGAAGUUAAGGAGGGAAAGGAAACUGAUUUAGGGUAUUUGGUCAAAGGAAUUAUCUCCAUAGUCAAUUCAGCUCAUCACUCUCACACCACUUUUGGGUAUUUGGCCCAAAUUACUUGCAUAUUUAUGUUUCCUUUCAAGUUUUCCUUUUCAUUUUGGAAUUGACCUUAUUAUAAUUAACUAUAAAUUGAGUAUCUAGUGCUUGUGUGAAAAGAAUUUCAACUGUGGGAAAGGGGAGUCCUGCAACAGAUGCCUAAGUUUGUAUUGAAGUCAAGAAAAGUGUGAGAUUGUUUUGAGCAUCUAGGGCUAGAAUUUAUGCUUGUGGAAUUCCAAACUGAGAAAAAAAAGAUUUAAGGCAUGUUACUUGAACUGAAAUUAGAUGAAUAAAAAGAAUAUGAGGUGUUUGUUGAAAGAGAGAGGCUGUUCCAUAUUUUUUUAACAUAGUUUGAACUAGUUAGGAGUUGUCAACCAUGAUCUUAGAGAAUAAAAAGGAAAGGCUGGUUUUGACACUUGAGAUUAAGAAGGUUAUUUUGAUUAGAGGUAGCGGGAAAGUUAUGUUGAGAUGCAACAUAUGGGGCAGUUAAAUAAAAGGAUAAAAUUAAAACACUUACAUUUCAUGUCAUUAAAUGUCUAUGGUAACCUACUAGGGUAUACUCUUUAUGAUUAAAGUGUAAAACACUUAAUAAUCCUUUUCAUAAAUCUUAUUUAUAAUUAACAAGGGAAACUGUAUGGUAUUGGCCAUCCUUAUCUUGAGUAAAACCCUACCUUUGAUCUCACCUCCAGUUUCCUCUGAUGAAAGGAGGAGGAAAAUUAAAUGCAUAGCAGAUUGAAGAUAAUACUGGGUGUCACUUCAUGGCUGUCACAAUUUCCCCAUACCACUUGGUGGGGCUAUUUUUCCACAUGGUCUUUGUUUUAAGUCUGGAGAGAAGACUUUGCUUUGUUCUUCGAAUAUGUGUAUUGCCUCUGAUUAGAAAAAGACAAACUUUUCUCAUUACUGAAUUAAUGGCUCUUCUAUAGGAUUUCAUCUCUAGGGAAACUUAUUUGGUAGUAAACAGUGGAAAAUAGAUCUGUCCAAAACUCCUAAACUGACUCAUUUCCUAUACAUCAGUACAACAUAUGUAUCGGAAUACCGAAUCCCAUUAUUAAAAGGCUUCUGACUGCAGUUUUCUAAAUAGACUCCAAGCGCCGCUGUUGGCCAAUGCGCUGCCAGAGCUGGAGUCCAAUAUCUACCCAUGUGAUUUUCUGCACGGUCACAGAAGCAAGUCGGCAAGGAGAGUAGCGGGAACUCAGGCUCUCUGCUCGGCAUAUCUGAUUACGGAUUACGGGCUGCGAUGUCUUCAAACUGGGAGCGUUGAGUUUUCUCCGUGGUCGACGUAGACAUUUUGAACGCAAUUUGUGAAUCAUCUUCUCUUAACGUCUGGGGCUAUAGCAGCGCAGAGAAGGAUGGGAAAUAGGGCGGAGCAGAGGAGCAGUACCUGGCGGCGGCGGCGGCAAGUACUCUUUUCUUUCUUGCUGCCUUUGUUACGCGGAGCGCUCUCCGAGCAGAUCCGCUACUCUAUUCCAGAAGAAAUGGCCAGAGGCUCAGUGGUGGGGAAUGUCGCUGAGGACCUGGGGUUGCCUGUACGGGAUUUAUUGACCCGCAACCUCAGAGUUAGCGCAGAGAAACAAUACUUAACUGUGAACACGGAGAAUGGAAAUUUACUUGUGAGUGACAGAAUAGAUCGGGAGUCACUCUGCCCGCAAAACCCUCUCUGUGUCGUGACUUUAGAGAUUGUAGCAGAGAAUCCUCUAAAUGUUUUUCACAUAAACGUGAUGAUAGAAGAUGUAAAUGACAACCCACCUCAUUUCCCCCAAAAUAGCAUUGUUUUACAAAUCAACGAACUUGCAAUUCCAGGAACUCGGUUUGGCUUGGAAUCAGCUAUAGAUGCAGAUGUAGGGCCUAAUUCUCUCCAGACUUACCAGCUCAGCUACAGUGAGUAUUUCUCUCUGAUGGUUGAGGAUAAGACUGAAGGCAAGAAUGUCCCAGAAUUAGUAUUGGAGAAGCCGCUGGACCGGGAACAACAGAGCUCCCAUCUCCUGGUCCUGACAGCAGUGGACGGGGGUGAUCCCAUCCAAACUGGCACCACUCAAAUCAGGAUCAAGGUCACUGAUGCCAAUGAUAACCCGCCAGUGUUCAGUCAAGACGUGUACAAAGUUAGCCUGCGUGAGAACUCGCCCCCAGGCACCUCUGUUCUAAAGGUGAAAGCCACAGACCAAGACGAGGGCAUAAAUGCAGAGAUCGCCUACUCCUUCAAAACACCGCGAGAUAUUGGAAAAAUGUUUGUGCUAGAUCAUCAAAGUGGAGAAAUUAAAUCCAAAGACCCUACAGACUUUGAAAUCAGUAGCAGUUAUACCAUAAGCAUAGAGGCCAAGGAUGGCGGAGGCAUGGCCACCGAGUGUAAAAUUAUACUGGAAAUUUUAGAUGAGAACGACAAUGCCCCAGAGGUGGUUUUCACAUCAGUGUCUAGUUCCAUAACUGAGGAUACCAAACCUGGAACCGUGAUUGCUCUGUUCAAAACACAUGAUAAAGAUUCGGGAGAAAAUGGAGAGGUCACAUGUCUCAUAAAAGAAAAAGUUCCUUUUAGAAUUGAAUCUUCCGCCAAUAAUUACUACAAGCUUGUAACAGAUGGGGCCUUGGACCGGGAGCAGACCCCGGAGUACAAUGUCACCAUCACAGCCACCGACAGAGGCAAGCCUCUCUCCUCCAGCAGAAGCGUCACCCUGCACAUCAGUGACGUCAACGACAACGCUCCAGUUUUCCACCAGGCCUCCUAUUCUGGCCACCUGGGGCUGCUUUCAGCCUAG
Messenger RNA from Vicugna pacos (alpaca), 4005 nucleotides. The record is from RefSeq and is a predicted model, not a curated record. NCBI's taxonomy places the organism in Eukaryota, Metazoa, Chordata, Mammalia, Artiodactyla, Camelidae.